ACCGAUGCCCCUGUUGCAGAUGCGACGAGUUGCGACCAACGUGGGUAGUGUCGGCAUAUGUCAAUAGAACCGUCAUUGGGGCUACCUAUACAAUCAGAUCAGGCUGUAGGGAAUAGGCAGAUGUGUCAGAAAAUUGAACGUCUAGAUGGAUGAAACACGUUUUAUGCUAUAAUCAAAAUUGUGAAAAUCCGCGUAAAAUCAAAGUGAAUUUGAUCUCUUUUUUUUAUUCUAAGCGUAGUGCACAUUGAGUUCUAAACCUACAAUUUGUAACCUAAAUUUGUAUGAUCACCUAUAAGACCGCUACAGCUGAAUUUGUUAAAUCCUAAAAUAAUAAGUGAAAUCCUAAAGCAUAGUAAGUUCUACAUGCGACAUUUGAAAACACUAUUAACUUACUCACUAUAUAUUAUACAUAUAUUACAUGGAAUCUUAAGGUACGGGCGAUAACUAUCCGGUUAAAAAGGUUGCCAUCGGCUAGACUAGAUUGGUAGAAGAAAAACUUGUUGUAAGUUCUACAAAACAGUAAUAUUUAACCGACAAAUUAAAAUAAAAUCUAAUUUUAGCUUCAAGCUGUCAACAACAAGACUGCUCUGAGGACCGUUUGCAUUUCUAUCCGAACAAUCUUGAAGAACAACUCUCGGAUAACCUCGAAAUGCCGGAGGAUAACGAUGCACCGGGAAGUGGCGAUCUCACCUGUAUGCUCUGCGAGGAUCACGAAAGCGUGGACGAUAUGGUCCAAUGUGACAAUUGUGACCAGUGGGCCCACUAUACUUGCGCCGGUGUCACCGAAGCCGUAAAGGAGUCACAGUGGGUCUGUACAAAGUGCACGAAUACCUUGCAGGUGCCAAAAAACUCCAAAAAGGUUCCCUCGAAGAAGACCGGUAAGAAAACUAGUAAUAAGAGUGAUACUGGGUCUGAGUCGGGGAAAGUGGACGCUAUUGUCGCUAGUUUCGAGGAGUCGCUGGCGCAGCUGCAAUAUGAGAAAAGUGCUAAAGUGAAACAGCUGGACGAAGAAAAAGUUCUGCACGAGAAGCGUCUGCAGAUGGAACGGGAACUCCUGGAGAAGAAGCGGCUGCAGAAACGGCAAAUGCAGGAAGAGGAGCUGGCACAGGAACAAGAAGUCCUGGAACAACAGCUGCGCGAUGAACAGGAGUUUCUACAACGGCGCCAGGAACUUCGAAGUCGGUUCCAGAAACUUAAACUGGACCUUUCUCAACAGUACGAAGAACAUGAAGAGACUGAUGAUGAAGAAGAAGGUGCAGCAGGGGUUGAUAGAGCGAAGACCUGGUUGGACACGGUAAAGGAUGAUCCACGUGGAGCGUAUCCGAAGAAGUGUGGCGGACAUGAGCCGGUUCUCCAAGGCUCACACACGAAACCUUCAACCGGGAACAACUUGCGGAACGUCAACCGGGAGUUACCAAGACCCACGAUGCUAAACGAGCCGGGGAUCGAGCCAGCUACCAGUUCCGUUCAACGUUCAUUGCAAAAUCCACCAGCACCAACGAAUGUUUCCCGAGAAUGGGACGAGCUUCUGCAUCGAUCGGACUUGACUGCGGAGGAACAACUCGUCAUCCGGAAUAUUAGGAACCGCCGUAGGCCCGAAGAUCAACCUCAAGGUUACGCUGGAGGACGAGGACCUACGCCAGAACAGCUGGCGGCUAGACAAGCCGUGUCUAAGCAUCUACCAGCAUUUCGUGGGGAGCCGGAGGUGUGGCCGCUAUUUAUAAGUUGCUACGAGUAUACUACGGCCGCGUGUGGGUUUACGAACACGGACAAUUUGAAAAGGCUUCAAGACAGCCUUCAGGGACUGGCGAAGGAAGCCGUGCAAAGCCGUCUGCUGAUUCCGGAUUCUGUACCCGAAGUUAUUGAGGAUCUCCGGAAACUGUUCGGUAACCCGGAAAAGUUGCUGAAGUCUCUGGUUGCGAAGGUACGACAGGCCCAAGCUCCACGAAUGGAUCGGCUCGAGACGUUCCUGUACUUCGGAAUCACAGUCAAACAACUCUGCGAUCACCUCGAGGCAGCUGGGUUGUACGAUCAUCUGAGUAAUCCCAUGCUAGUACAAGAGCUUGUCAACAAGCUACCGCCCGAAUAUAAACUGGACUGGGUCCGGUUCAAGCGCGGAAAAGUCGGUACGCCGCUAAGGAACUUCACCGAUUUCAUCAACGAUAUUGUAUCGGAGGUCUCUGAGGUAGCAGACUUCACUGGAGCGGAGCAUGGGAUAAUCGGUCAGUCGCUGAAAUGUAAGCCGAAGAAGAAGGAGUUCGUUAACACCCACAACGCUCAACCAAACAGGCCAAGCGGGUCGCGUUCGGAAACACAUCCGAAACCAAGGAAGCCGUGCGUCGUCUGCAAGCGAAACGACCACAAGGUGCGAUAUUGCGAUGAUUUUGUCAAGCUCAAUAUUGGUGAACGGCUAGAAAUCGUUGAGAAAUUCAAACUUUGCCAAUUAUGUCUCAACGACCAUGGUAAAGCACCAUGCACGUUCAAAGGGCGCUGCAAUGCACCAAACUGCACAAAAAGCCAUCAUACUCUACUCCACCGAGCAGUAGAAAGCAUCCAACUCUCGGUAGUCGAGAGUAACGCACAUUUGCAGUCGUACAGGUCGGUAAUAUUCCGCAUCGUCCCUAUCACGCUACACUGCGGAGACCGAAUGGUGGAAACAUCAGCGUUCCUCGACGAAGGUGCCUCGACAACGCUGGUAGAAGAUUCGAUUGCCGACACGCUCAAAGCUGACGGUAUUCCAGAGCCGUUAGAAGUUGUCUGGACCGCGAAAAUGAAGCGAUACGAGCAAGGAUCACGGAGAAUUUGCCUUCAAAUAUCAGCAAGAGGAAGUUCGAAACGGUAUGCGUUGAACGAAGCACGUACGGUGAAGGAACUCGUUCUGCCCAAACAGGACAUCAUUCUCAAAGAGAUCAUCAACCGAUACCAUCAUCUAACAGGACUAGCGAUCUCGGAUUACGGCACGGAAAUUCCUCGCAUCCUGAUUGGCCUCGACAAUCUCCACCUGUUUGCUCCUCUGGAAUCAAAGGUGGGGAAUUCCGGAGAACCCAUUGCCGUACGUUCACUACUAGGGUGGUCCAUCUACGGUCCAAAUCAACAGCGGACCUCACCGAAGGCGUACGUGCAUCAUCACUCAGUAGAACCGGUGAGCAAUCAGUAUCUACACGAUUUGCUAAGGGCGCAGUACACCAUGGAAGAUCCGUACGAGCAAACUGAAGCGAUACCAGAAACAGAAGACGUCGUACGGGCAAGAGAUAUUCUUGAGAAAACGACUAGACGCGUGGGAGACCGUUUCGAAACGGGAUUGAUCUGGAAACACGAUGGCGUAACAUUUCCAGACAGUUACCCGAUGGCGUUGAAGCGGAUGAUGGCAUUAGAACGAAGGCUUUCUAAGGAAUCUCGGCUGAAAACUGAAGUUCACCAGCAAAUUGAAGCGUACGUGGAAAAAGGGUACGCUCACCAGGCGACUGAAACCGAGUUGGCAAGCGUAGACAGUUCCAAGGUUUGGUACCUACCGCUGAAUGUGGUCCUCAACCCCAAAAAGCCAAACAAAGUGCGCCUUGUAUGGGAUGCGGCGGCGACCGUCGGAGGCGUCUCUCUCAAUUCAAACCUGCUCAAGGGCCCAGAUCUCCUCACUUCCCUACUGUCGGUGAUCUGCAAAUUUCGCGAACGAGCAGUGGCCAUUGGUGGCGACAUACGCGAAAUGUACCACCAGCUGCGUAUUAGGGAUGCCGAUAAACAAGCUCAACGCUUCCUAUUUCGCUUCGAUUCCACGGAUCCUCCUGGGGUUUAUAUUAUGGACGUGGCUACCUUUGGGGCUACGUGCUCCCCCUGUUCCGCUCAAUUUGUAAAAAAUCGGAACGCUCUUGAACACUCGACACAGUUUCCCGAUGCUGCUUCAGCAAUUGUAGAUCGUACGUACGUGGAUGACUAUUUUGAUAGCCUAGACUCUGAGGAGGAAGCUCUACGGAGAGCCAAGGAAGUGAGGUUCAUCAACGCUAAAGCGGGGUUCGAAGUCAGAAACUGGUCUUCGAACUCGCCGCUGGUUCUAAGCGGUCUGGGCGAGGAAGGAUCAACCGAAUUGGUACACUUUCACCAGGACAAAGCUACCGAAAACGAGAGAGUGCUGGGCGUUAUCUGGAACCCGCAAUUGGACACUCUGUCUUUUGCUGUUCCAUCCGGAAUGGAGGUCUCACUGGACAACUCUAUCAAACCUACAAAAAGGGUCGUCCUUAGUUCAGUUAUGACUUUGUUCGACCCCUUGGGUCUUCUAGCUCCGUUCACUUCGCUGGGGAAGAUGCUGGUUCAAGAUCUUUGGAGGUCCGGAUACGACUGGGACCAGGAAAUUGACGACGACUCGUACAACAAGUGGAGAUCAUGGGUAAGCGCGUUACCAGAGAUAGCCAGCUUGAAAAUUCCACGUAGCUACUUCGGCGCGGUGCAGUCAACGGAUUUUGGACACGUACAGCUGCAUAUAUUCUGCGACGCAGGGGAAAACGCCUUCGGAUGUGCUGGAUAUCUACGGAUUGAAGUCGACGGGCUGGUCAAGUGUUCCUUGGUUAUGGCACGAUCCAAAGUAGCUCCUCUAAAACAACUCACGAUCCCCCGUCUCGAGUUGCAAGCGGCUGUACUAGCCUCAAGGAUGUCGCAGCAACUCAAACAACAUUUGUCACUCCAAGUACAUCAAACCUUUUUCUGGACUGAUUCUCGAACUGUCCUGUCUUGGAUAGCAUCGGAUCAAAAACGCUACAAACAAUUCGUCAGCUUCAGGAUCGGGGAAAUCAUAAGCCUGACAAAGCUGUCGGAAUGGAGAUGGAUAUCCUCGAAGAUGAACAUUGCUGACUGCCUUACGAAGUGGAGAAGCGAUUGUGGCCUGGUUCCAGAAUGGUUUCGUGGGCCGAAUUUUCUCUACCAACCCCAAGAAACUUGGCCGCGUCAACAACUUCCUCCUACGAACACUAAAACGGAAUUAAGGGCUGUACAUUUGUUCCACGACGUCACGUUCCCAGAUAAGCUGAUCGAUGCUACCAAGUUUUCAAAAUGGAACGUUCUCGUCAGGACGUUGGCGAGCGCGCUACGUUUUAUCUCGAAUUGUCAACGGAAAAAACGCGGGGAGUCCAUCGAAACACUCAAGCCGACGAAGAAUCAACAACGUUGCAUAAUCUCCGGUGUACAUUCGACGCGGGUGCCUCUGAAGCAAAAUGAGUAUCAACGAGCUGAAACUCUUCUUUUCCGAUCCGCGCAAUACGAGUACUUUGGAGAUGAAAUUACAACACUCCUGAAAAAUGAAGACCUCGAACCAUCGAAGUGGAUAACCCUAGAAAAGAGCAGCACACUCUAUAAGCUGACGCCUCUCAUAGAUAGCGAAAAGGUAUUGAGAAUGGAAGGGCGGUGCGAUAGGGCCGAAAAUCUACCAUUCGACAUGCGGUUCCCAGUCAUCCUUCCCCGAGAUGGACCAGUAACCGAACUUCUAGUGCGCCACUAUCAUGAAGCGUACGGUCAUGCCUUUAGGGAAACUGUCAAAAAUGAGAUAAAACAACGCUUUCUCAUUAUCAGUGUGAACACUGUGUUGGCGAAAGUCGAGCGAAGCUGCAACUGGUGCAAGAUACGCAAGAGCUUACCGAAGGUACCCAGAAUGGCGUCCAUUCCUGUACAACGUCUAACGCCCUACAAGCGACCCUUUACGUUUGUUGGGAUCGACUACCUAGGUCCGGUACAAGUCUCGGUAGGUCGACGUUCAGAAAAAAGGUGGAUAGUGUUAUUCACGUGUCUAGUAGUUAGGGCUAUCCACCUCGAAGUGGCCCACAACCUCACAGCGCAAUCGUGCACAAUGGCGAUCAGACGUUUCAUAUGUCGACGGGGCCCCGCAGCAGAGUAUUUUUCCGACAACGGUACCAAUCUAAAAGCUGCAAGCAAGGAAUUUGUGCAGCAAUGGCAAGAAAUCAGCGCAGAAUGUGCCGAGGAGUUUACUAGUGCUAGGACGAAAUGGCACUUUAACCCACCUGCCGCCCCUCAUAUGGGAGGCAUAUGGGAGCGAAUGGUCCGGACUGUGAAGAACGUCAUGGCGGUGCUCAACGACGGGCGUCGACUGAACGAUGAAAUCCUUCUCACCACAUUAGCUGAAACUGAGGAUAUGGUCAACAGUCGUCCACUUGUCUACGCAUCCCAAGGUGCUCUUCAGGAGACUCUUUCUCCUAACCAUUUUCUUCGAGGAACGGCUGCAAACGAACCCCACGAAGUACUACCCCCUACCGAUCCAGCUAGUGCACUUCGUGACACGUACCAGCGUUCUGUAGAGCUCUCCAAUAAUCUCUGGGAACGUUGGUUGAAAGAAUAUACUCCGAGUAUCAAUCGACGCAGUAAGUGGUUUGAUGAGUCAACGCCGUUACGAAAAGGUGAUCUUGUGUACAUCGUCGAUGGAAACCGGCGCAAAGCGUGGAUUAGAGGGAUCGUCGAAGAACCAAUUGCAGCAGGUGAUGGAAGGAUUCGCCAAGCGAUUGUUAGGACCAAUUACGGAUUGGUCAAACGGGCGACCGCUAACCUGGCGGUACUGGAGAUCGAGGGAAGUAACGCUGCUCCGUAUUGUGGUUCCGGAACAGGAUUACGAGCCGGGGAUGUGUUCGGAAUAUCGGGACAACCCUGUACCGCCGAGCAUACCGAUGCCCCUGUUGCAGAUGCGACGAGUUGCGACCAACGUGGGUAGUGUCGGCAUAUGUCAAUAGAACCGUCAUUGGGGCUACCUAUACAA
Molecule: messenger RNA, 6745 nt
Organism: Aedes albopictus (Asian tiger mosquito)
Lineage: Eukaryota; Metazoa; Arthropoda; Insecta; Diptera; Culicidae
Exons: 2
Coding region: 650-6700 (2016 amino acids)
Biological process (GO): DNA integration
Molecular function (GO): nucleic acid binding
Source: RefSeq, a predicted model, not a curated record